Messenger RNA from Lepus europaeus (European hare), 3557 nucleotides. RefSeq names its product gremlin 2, DAN family BMP antagonist (gene GREM2). Gene Ontology annotation, biological process: animal organ morphogenesis. Bases 668 to 1174 code for a protein of 168 amino acids. The record is from RefSeq and is a predicted model, not a curated record. Lineage: Eukaryota; Metazoa; Chordata; Mammalia; Lagomorpha; Leporidae. Gene Ontology annotation, molecular function: receptor ligand activity; BMP binding. The transcript has 3 exons.
GGUUUUUGUGGGUUUAGGGGAUGAAGAAUUUCUUUGCAAAAACAAGAAGGCUUGGAUUGGAAGUCUGAAAAAAAAAAAUGCUAAAGCUGACCACAAGGUUGUAAAUCCCCAGACUGGAAGGAGGAAAAGAGAAACAUUGCAAGCGACUGAAGUGUGUGUGGCUGCAAUGUUUGUGGGUUAGAUGAGAAACAAGCGCUGAGUGAAACAGAGAAGGGGGGGGGGGUGGCUGGUGUGAUUUGUUUGGUGUGCAGAGCCAAUAGAAAUCCCAGACUGUGAUAAUAUCCCCAUGCAGCGCCGAGAGGAGUCAGAGCGAAGUCUCCGGCUCCUUUCCCAUCUACAGGCAGAGCCGGGCUGGGACCGCGCGGCGCGGGGCGCGCUCUCGCCUCUCCUGCACCCUUGGCCGGCGCGCCUCUCUUAUGGGCGUCUGCUGGAGUCCGGCUGCGGUCGAGCUGAAGGCGGCGGCGGGAGAUCAAACUUAGACCCCGCUGCGGACUGUGUAACCCCAGAGAAAGGAGAGGGAAGGGGCGAGAAAGAAAAAGGCACCCGAGGAGGAGACUUCCAUCACGUCAUUGCAGACACACCUCUGCCGUUGUGGUGUCUUCUAGCUUGCGGCCCUCAGAGCUGAACAGGUAAAGCCACCUGAUCCUGGGCUCUCAGCCUCCAAAGGAUGUUCUGGAAGCUUUCCCUGUCCUUGUUCCUGGUGGCCGUGCUGGUGAAGGUGGCUGAAGCGCGCAAGAACCGGCCGGCGGGCGCUAUCCCCUCGCCCUACAAGGACGGCAGCAGCAAUAACUCGGAGAGAUGGCAGCACCAGAUGAAGGAGGUGCUGGCCUCCAGCCAGGAGGCCCUGGUGGUCACCGAGCGCAAGUACCUCAAGAGUGACUGGUGCAAGACGCAGCCGCUGCGGCAGACGGUGAGCGAGGAGGGCUGCCGAAGCCGCACCAUCCUCAACCGCUUCUGCUACGGCCAGUGCAACUCCUUCUACAUCCCGCGCCACGUGAAGAAGGAGGAGGAGUCCUUCCAGUCGUGCGCCUUCUGCAAGCCGCAGCGCGUCACCUCGGUCCUCGUGGAGCUCGAGUGCCCCGGGCUGGACCCACCUUUCCGACUCAAAAAAAUCCAGAAGGUGAAGCAGUGCCGCUGCAUGUCCGUGAAUCUGAGCGACUCGGACAAGCAAUGAGCGCCCCGGGCAGGACGCAGCUCAGCACCGCGCGCCCCGGCCGCCGGGUCGCGCCGCCGCCUCCUCUGUCUCUGUCCUCCGAGCUCACUCACACGCUGUCUGGUGUCCCAAGCACGUCUCCGGUGGGGAUGCUGAUGGUGUCCUUGUCACAAAUGUGGACCGCAAGGGGAGCUUUGCUGUUAUGUUUCUGACCGACCCCAGGCCCCACCUGUGCCUCUGAAACCCAAGUGGUGGGUCCAGCCCCAAGGAAGGUGCUGGGAAGCGACCACCCGUCUAGUGGUCAGGAAGGACCUUGCGGGUGACGUGCUGUGAAUCCGGCAUUGAUGUUUCCACCAUGUGGAAAAGGGAGAACUUUUCUGGCCUCACCCAACACUCCAGCUCACCCCUUUCCGGGGUUAAGUAAAGGAUGUUUCACUCCGCGUCCAAAUCUCCUGCUGGCCCCUGGACCACUGGGGAACCGACGGGUGGGCCGGGCUGGCGGUGGGGGCACCUUAAUUCUUGUGGUUCAAGGAUUCCCCUUGUCCACUGCUGUGAUUUGGGUGUUGACGUCCCUAAAGAUGUGUGCCGGCAGCGGGGUCUCCUGACAAACCUGAUGCCAAGAAGAGAGCUUGAGCCACUUGGAUCACAAAGUGGGCUUCCCUGGGAACCUUGUGCACGGCAGGCCACCUCUUCCCCCACUACCACCCCUUCUUCCAUAGCCCCCUAGUCUCCAUCUAUGGACUAAAGAUGAUCUCUGAUGUGCAUGCUAUUAUUGCUGCAGUUAGAAUAUUAUCACACACAAUGUUUCUAUAUUAAGGCUGGUUUUAUAAUUGACUUAUAUUGUAAAGAUCUGUUAAAAAAAGUAUUAUAGACCUAUCCAUGUAUUAUUUCACAUGUUUUGACGCUGGCUGUGCAGCACCAUUCCGAGAGAGGAGGAGAGCAGAUGAUGAUCUGCCCAAAAGGUGUUUUCACUCAGAAAUAAUGCUUGGUUAGCAAUUUGGUAUCUGCACCUGUUGUAGAUUGGGCAGAGAAAUGGGAAGAGUCAUGAUUUUAGUUUGAAUACUAUUUCACUUAAGGUACUAAAACAUUGCAGCACAAUGGAGAAACUGUUGAGAUGCAUGGCUGUAGAGGGGAAUUCAGUGGGAAGCUGUUAACCUGAAACUGAAAAGUACAGAUAAUGUUUAGGAUGCACUUGUGGGGUGAAGAUAUAUUAUUUUCACUAACGUGACACUAAGCAAAAAGAAUUUUUUUGUGAUAAGAGAUAUUUAAAAAUAUAAGGAGUGUGUCAUUUUGUGGCGUAGGAUAAAAUAGAGAGAGAAUAGUAAUCUAGUUGAACUGUCCUACUGAAAGCAGCUAGCUUCCUUUUUUAAAAAAGAUUUUCAAAAGCAAACAUUAGGUCAGCUUUCAUUUUUAUAAUGAACUGUGAGAGUUCUCAUGUUGUGGUUUCAUGAUAUAAGGAAGUUGGCCUAAUUUAUUUUCCUGCAAAAUGAUACUAAUUUUGGGUCCCUUUGCUAAAUUGCCCCAGGAAGGCUUCCCUGUGAGUGGUGUUUAUGAAAUCUGACAAAUGUGAAUGAGAUGCCGUUGGUGGGGAUCAGUAUCCUCUAAAAGCUUUCACUGGUUAUUCCCAAGCAAGCACUCCUGCUGAGGGAUCGGUUCUCUAGUGUGGGAGAGACCCUGUGCCGGCUGCUCUGGUUGCUGAGGCUUCUUAACACCAGGCAGUGACAGUCAAUCUAGACACAUUCACCAGGAGAACAAGGAUCAGGGUGCAGCAUGUUGGUGAAUCUGUUUCCUGUGUCUGCACUGCAAGUUUUCAUUCUGUACUAUUGUAUAGGGGACCCUGGCUUCAGCAAUGGAUAGAGGCAGCCUGGUAUCAGGAGGUAGAAAUAGAACGAAACCCUUGAGGGUUAGAAUCUAGGGAUGGAGAGGAGGUCCAAGGUCGUAGCUGAUUUUCACCUUUAGUGGAAAACCUCAAGAAGGAUUUAGUAGCAGGACAUGUGGCAGAAAAGAAGUGGAAGGAAGGAAAUCCAUGUGAUCACAUGGAGGUGAAAUGAGUAGGAGGGUAAUGGACAGGAGUAUCCGACCCAACUGCCAAGCCAAGCUCUAUCAUUUUAAUGACACAGAACCCACACAGAUAGUGGAAGGAUUAUGCUAAGAAUUCACAGAACACACACAUAAGCACACUGUCUUUGAACCCAAGUGUGGGUGUAGCAAUGAAGGCAAUAUGAUAUGCUGCAGUGUGAAGCUCCUUCUGGGGGUUAUUGUAUGUAUAAAGUUUACCUUAUAAUGGCUAAAAUUGUAUUUAAUUGUUUUUCUGUUUUGUUUAUAAAUGAAGAAAAGUUAUAAUGUAAUUAUUUUAUAGGUAUACUAUUAAAUUAUAGAACAAAUAAAGAUACUUUAGGAUUAA